AUGGAGAAAGUUACUCUAAAUCAGGCUCGCCAAGAUGUCCCUUCAACUACUUAUGCUGAUAAUGGUAUUAGUGGUGAUAGAAAAUUAUGGAGUGACAAGGUUGAAGAAAGUGAGAUUGCAAGAGGGCAUGAUGUUGAGGAUUUGUUCAGCAUCAGCAGGUCCAGUGGAAGUUAUGUUUGGCAAGAAUUCAAUGUUGGAUUUGGUUGGCGGGCUGGUGGCAAUGGUGGUGGUUUAAUGGCGGUAAUCUUGAAUUUAUGGCGAUUGUUUGACGGUAAUGAUGGAUAUGGUCGUGGUGAAAUUGAUUGUGGUGGUAGUGGCGGAUAUGGUGGUUGUGAAAUUGGUGGUGGCAGAUAUGGUUGUGGUAAAAUUGGUGGUGGGGGUGGUGGCGGAUACGGUGGUUCUAGUAAAAUGGGGUGGUGA
Lycium barbarum (goji berry) is the source of this 420-nucleotide messenger RNA. RefSeq lists its product as uncharacterized. The record is from RefSeq and is a predicted model, not a curated record. The transcript has 3 exons. The coding region runs from base 1 to 420 and encodes 139 amino acids. NCBI's taxonomy places the organism in Eukaryota, Viridiplantae, Streptophyta, Magnoliopsida, Solanales, Solanaceae.